AUGGAUCGAUCUACUAGUGAAAAAACUUACUGGCGUUGCAUUAAAUAUUCACCAAAUCGCUGUCAUUCUCGCCUACGCACAUGUGUUUUAACACAUAAUAUUCUCAAACAACCUACAGAACACAUAUGCAGAGUUGAUGGUACGACACUACAACUUCGAAAAUUCGAUGAGAAAGUUGCUCAUCGUGCUAUGAAUACUCAAGAAAUACCGGAUACGAUCGUUACCAAUUGUUACAAAGACCUACCUGAUCCAUCAAUUGCUCGUUUAACUGUGCGCGAUAAUAUAAAACGUCGAAUAAGAAUUUUUCGCCAGAAAAAUCAACUAGUAAAAGAACCAAAUGAUCCGAAUUCGCAUCUGUUCCCAUAG
Rotaria socialis is the source of this 366-nucleotide messenger RNA. NCBI's taxonomy places the organism in Eukaryota, Metazoa, Rotifera, Eurotatoria, Philodinida, Philodinidae. The record is from the annotation of a GenBank genome assembly.